AUGAGCUCAGCAGCGGCCAGAAAGUCGCUGGGAACCAACGUGCACUACACAGAAAAGCUCGACGACGGCAGCAUCUUCGUGUCGCGCGUCCCCAAGACGAUGCCAGAGAUCAGCCUGGCGGACCUCCCUCCGCCCGUGCGCGAGUACAAGCCGGCGACAAGGAAGCCACUGACAGACGAGCUGAAGCAUGCGAUGUUCAAGCUGCGCAACGAGGAUCCGGCGCACUGGACUGUGUCAAAGCUGGCGAAGAAGUUUGAGGUUCCCGCGCAGGUCGUGCUGAUGCUUGCCCCGGCCCCCAAGUCGAGGAGGGAGGCUAUCCAGCGCCAGGCUGACAAGGAGUGGGAGAAGAUGGGCUACAAGAAGCGCUUGAUCAGACUCAACCGGUUGCCUGCUGAGUUGCGCGCCAAUUCUCAGCUGACGGCUAGAGAUUAA
Kickxella alabastrina is the source of this 432-nucleotide messenger RNA. RefSeq lists its product as uncharacterized. Lineage: Eukaryota; Fungi; Kickxellomycota; Kickxellomycetes; Kickxellales; Kickxellaceae. The transcript has 2 exons. The coding region runs from base 1 to 432 and encodes 143 amino acids. The record is from RefSeq and is a predicted model, not a curated record.